AUGAGUAAGAUGGUGAUGAUUAGAGAAGACAACAACAACAGCAAAGCUCCAGAUGUUUUUUUGAAAAAGAAAGCUCCAGAUGUUGUUGGCCAAUCUUCUUCAGUACUAGAGUUUGUCUGUUUUCUUGGCCGAGGUGGUUUUGGUUCGGUCGCUCUCAUAAGAGACUCCAAACAAAGGUUACACGCUGAGAAAUCAUCUCCAAUAGCUUACAUGGAGAGUCUCAAGAAAGAGCAUAGGAUCAUGCUUCGUUUCCGUAACCAUCCACGCAUCGUCCAAACCACAAACCCUAAUCUUCACAUAGGUAUCAACCUCGACCAUUGUUACAUCUACAUGGAGUUUGCCUCCAAAGGUACUCUCCACAACUUCAUCUCCAACUUCAGUGGCCAACCAAUGCCUGAGGAUAUGAUCAGACGUGCUGCUCUCAUGAUCCUUCAAGGACUCGAGGCUCUUCACUCUCGCGGCUACGUUCACUGCGACCUCAAGCCGGCUAACGUUCUCCUCUUCCCUUCCAAGAUUGUCGGAGAGCCGUGGGAUCUCAAGCUUGCUGACUUCGGUCUAUCUAAGGAGCCUUCUUGUACGAAUCCAAGGUCCUUGUCUGGCGGUACAAAGGAGUACAUGCCCCCUGAGUCUUUGGGACCCAACCGAGUGAAGAUGAUUGGACCGGGUGUUGACAUGUGGGCUCUAGGGUGUGUUGUGCUUCAGAUGUUUGGAGGCCAUCCAGUGAAGAUGGGAGAAUGUUUUUACAAGUGGAGGCUUCCGAGACUUGUAUCUCCGCUGGCCAACGACUUCUUGAGGCGUUGCAUGGCGUUGCACCCCUCACGCAGAGCCACCGCAGCUGAUCUGUUGAAACAUCCUUUUGUUUGCACCAAGGCUACAUCAUAUGAUUCAUUCAGUACUGUCCUCCUCCUGUCUUAAGACACAAAAAAGUUAGGUUUAUUCAGUUCAGUUCGUGUCUUAAUAACAGUAUAAUUCAUGGCUGGUACUUGACUUAAUAAUCUUUUCAUGUAUCUGUCUUUAAUAUCAGAGUAUAUUUUUCUAGAGUUUGAUUCUUUGCCUCAGUGAUUGCUAUUUAGAUGUUUUAAAAGAGACCUCUUUAAUAAGUAAGAAUCUAAUAUAUUGCACAGUUUAAACUAGUCAAACAGAAAAGCAUCAUAUCACAUAUUCAACAAGAUGUAUCUCUCAAAACAAGUUGAAGUUUGUUUGAUUUACGAUGAGCAAUCAAGCAAUCAUCUCUCUUAACAUAGUUUAGACACAACAACAAGAUAACACACAUAAUAA
Brassica napus (rape) is the source of this 1278-nucleotide messenger RNA. RefSeq names its product mitogen-activated protein kinase kinase kinase 20-like. The coding region runs from base 1 to 915 and encodes 304 amino acids. Gene Ontology annotation, biological process: protein phosphorylation. The transcript has a single exon. The record is from RefSeq and is a predicted model, not a curated record. NCBI's taxonomy places the organism in Eukaryota, Viridiplantae, Streptophyta, Magnoliopsida, Brassicales, Brassicaceae. Gene Ontology annotation, molecular function: ATP binding; protein kinase activity.